CAGUCAAUCUUUUUUCUACCAGCAUCUGAUUUCUUGCCAUUGUGCUCAGGUUUCGUGCAAUAGAACCCGCGGUCUUCUUGUACCAGAUGGCCAUCUUUGCCGUCACCACUUGGGCUUCGUUCUUUUUACUAAUAGCCUGUGUUCAGACCUAUCCGGCAGACCGAACACAAGCACCCAUCAUUCAGCAACACUCCCAAGGCUACGAGUUCGAUCCUUUGUUGCAUCUUCCUGGCAUCUCACCCUACUUCGAUGCUGUUGGCUUCGGUCUCGAGCACACUGCACCACCGGGCUGCACGGUCACGGCUGCAUCCUACCUGAUCCGACACGGUGCCAUCUACAGCAAUGACGCCGAGUAUGAGAAGUACAUCAAGCCUUUCUUAUGGAAGCUAGAAAAACAGCGUGAUGGAUGGUCAGGACCCCUAGAGUUCAUGUCGCAAUGGGUUUCGCCUAUACUUGAGGAUAGACUUGAAGAACUCACCCCUUCUGGGGCACGAGAUGCUCAAAAAGUUGGUGAUCAUCUUCGAAAACGUUAUCCUGAACUUGUAGACACGGUGCGAACGGUCCUUACCGACAAGAAGUCCCGUACCUAUGAUACUGCAAAAGCAUUGAUCAAAGGAUUCCCACAUCCCGAAGAUAUCGAGGUUCUUCGCCUCAGGCAUAAUCACAAUGGAAGUUUGGACUCUUUGGUUCCUCAUAAGACCUGCGCUGCUUUCACCAAAGAUCCUGGCACCGAUGAGAUGGCCCAAUUUGUCCACCACUAUGCUCGCCAUGUCGCUGAGCGGCUAGCUCCCUACACUCCAUUUGAAUUGAGCGAUACCGAUAUCAUUGGUCUCCAAGGAAUAUGCGGCUACGAAUCCGCCACCAAUGGCAAACGAAGCCCGUUGUGCGAGGUCUUCACCGAUGCAGAAUGGAUGGCAUACGAAUACGCCUGGGACCUUAAAUACGCCCAUAUGGUCGGACCACUAAACCAUCUGUCGCCUUAUCUGGGCUUUCCAUGGUUGAAAGCGCAGAGUGAGCUUUUUCAGCAGAUUGACACGACACCGGACGAUGUGACCGCGUCGAACGCUGGCCCUGGUUGGCCCGAAGGCCAGCGCUUCUUCCUGAGUUUCACACACCGCGAAGUCCCACCAUUCGUUGCAACGGCCAUUGGCAUUUUCAAUUCGUCCAACUCGGCGGUGGAAGAGUUUCCAACGGAUCGUAUCAACUGGGUGCGAUCCUGGAAGAUGAGUGACCUGAUUCCCUUUCUAGGCCACGUGGGUAUGGAGCAAAUGAGCUGCGAAGACCUACCUGGCAGGGAGGGAAAAUACAUUCGUUUCAUUGCCAACACAGCACCUCGUCCAAUACCUAACUGCCAAGAUGGACCAGGAGCGUCUUGCCCUUUAGAAGACUGGGUCGACAUCGUUGCGCAGGGAGCUGAAAAGUACAAAGGAUGGGACGAAGUAUGUGCGAAAGAAUGAAGAAGUGGUCGAUGAGAAUAUUUGACCUCCUUUUUCUCUCUUGCGAUUGAGCUAUUCAGACAGUCCUGAACCGAUCCGUAACUCGCGCGCCGCAGAGCUGAGCGGCCCGCAUUCGAGACUGCACUUGCACAUAUUGAUAGCCGCCUCGUCCGAGCUGCGACGGCAGAUACGUGGCUGAAACAGCCUGGCUCCCUCUACGGUACAUUCGAAAAGUUUUCGGCUCGCG
Exophiala viscosa is the source of this 1683-nucleotide messenger RNA. Its product is annotated as histidine phosphatase superfamily. Gene Ontology annotation, cellular component: fungal-type cell wall. Gene Ontology annotation, molecular function: acid phosphatase activity. The record is from RefSeq and is a predicted model, not a curated record. Lineage: Eukaryota; Fungi; Ascomycota; Eurotiomycetes; Chaetothyriales; Herpotrichiellaceae. Bases 87 to 1457 code for a protein of 456 amino acids. The transcript has a single exon.